Messenger RNA from Eriocheir sinensis (Chinese mitten crab), 2664 nucleotides. Its product is annotated as dehydrogenase/reductase SDR family member 11-like. The coding region runs from base 1 to 780 and encodes 259 amino acids. NCBI's taxonomy places the organism in Eukaryota, Metazoa, Arthropoda, Malacostraca, Decapoda, Varunidae. The transcript is spliced from 7 exons. The record is from RefSeq and is a predicted model, not a curated record. Gene Ontology annotation, molecular function: oxidoreductase activity.
AUGGAGCGGUGGUCAGGUCGUGUGGCCCUGGUGACUGGUGCCAGCAUGGGGAUCGGUGCCAGCGUGGCCAGGAGGUUGGUGGCUGAGGGCAUGAAGGUGGUGGGAGCAGCUCGUAGCAUUGACAAACUACAGGACGAGGAGGUGCUGGCCAUGUUCGCCAAGAUCAAGAAGGACCUCGGAGGCAUGGACGUGUGUAUCAACAAUGCAGGAUUCACCCACAACAAGUCCCUGCUGGGUCUGGGUAUCUACCCUUCGGCCCUCAAGCCCACUCACCCCCCAGUGUUUCUCACGCCCUUGCUCUCCUGCGGCUUUACAGAGAGAAGCCCCAAGGAGUGGCGUGAGAUGAUGGAUCUCAACGUUGUGGCUCUGUGCUUAUGUACGCGCGAGAGUAUUGCUUCCAUGCGAGAACGCGGCGUUGACGAUGGGCACAUCAUCCACAUCAACAGCAUUGCCGGACACCGUGUCAACCCCAAUAAAGCUAUUCACUUCUACGCCGCCACCAAGUUCGCCGUCACAGCACUCACUGAGGGAUUGAGGCAGGAGCUGAGGGAAGCUAACUCCAACAUCAGAAUAUCGGCCAUCAGUCCCGGUGUGGUGGAGACGGAGUUUGUAAUGAAUGCCCGCUUGGCAAAGGAUGCAAAUGCAGCCAAGAAGCUCUACAAGGAGCGCGGGAGCAUGAGUGCGGAUGACGUCACCGCCACUCUUGUCCACAUUCUCGGUGCCCCUCCCCAUGUUCAGAUCCAUGACGUGCAGCUGCGUCCCGUAACGCAGGUUAUCUGAAUGGGGUAGGUCCAACUCGGACCAUCUCCAACUCGGACCAUUCUGAAAUGCCAACUCGGACCAUUCGGAAAUACCAACUCGGACCAUUCUGAACGACCAACUCGGACCAUUCUGAAAUACCAACUCGGACCGUCAUCUCAACCAACUCGGACCAUUCUGAACGACCCACUCUGGCCAUUUUUAAUACAAAUUUGAACCAUUCUUUAUUCCAACUCGAACUCAAGAUCCAAACUGUAGGUGAAUCAUCCGAAUCAUCUUCUCACCCACACUCAUGUCCAGCCCAGGUUUCAUUUCUUGACCGGUUAUGAGGCAUCUCGACAACUCUCACCCCCAAUUCUCGGAAAAGAAAGGGGGAAUUCAGAUGGUUCACCCCCAACUCGGACCAUUGCCUACUCGGACCAUUUUGCCAGGAGGGACAUGUGGACCCCCCCACAUGUAUGAUGAACCGGUAAAACUAGAGAAUUACAACAGUAUGUGAGACCUGGGAAAGGUUAUUAUUCUCGUAGGGGCAAUAUUGGAGGCGCGUAGUGAAUCUCCAUACAUAACCCCUGCAUUAUAAUACAGAUCCAGAUCCAGACCCAAAAAAAUCUGCCAAAAUUAGGACUUGAACUACUACUACUACUACUACCAAACAUCUUUCAACUACUACGCUCACAUGCAUACUGACUACUGACUACUACCUGCUCACAUGUUUAAUAAGAGGCAUUCACCUGUGCGCCUUGGGGUCCGGCCAGCAGCUUCUCCCUGUCACAAGAAUCCAGUAGACAUCAUAGUCUCUUCUUUUCUCCUUUAGUCCUGCGUCACUUUCGGUCUGUUCACACGCUCUUGAUCCUCUUAGCCUCCCGCCGUCAUUAUUUCUCGGUUAUGAGGCAUGAAUGGCUUUUGUAUUGGUCACUAUUCGGCUUAUUUACUUGUCACACGAGGCUGGGCAGGUGCACCCCUCCAUUGCCGCGAGGAACACUGGACUUUCUGCGGCUUCCACCUUUCACAUCAACAAAGGUAAAAAAAGGAGAUCAUCAGGUUUUUAUGAGUGCCUUUUCACAAUCAUAGCAUGGUAGAAGGGUCAAACUAACACCAGGGCCAGUAAACUACCCCUGGAAAUGCUCAAAACUCCUACGAAAAGCGUGUCAAAUAUGAUCUUGGUACGAUAGUUUUCUAAUACAACAAGUCAAGCUUAUCCGCAAAAAUAUAAAAUAAAAACCUCACACCCUAUUUUGUGACGUUUUCAUCUUAACUAUUGAGGUUUAAUGAGCUCUGUAUGUUUAUUUUGAGCCAGUGUUCCAGAGCGAGCACUGAACAAAUUACUGUCUUGUGGCGCAAUGGCUGCUCCUCACAUCAAACUAUUUAUAAAGGCCAAAAAAAAAAGGAUAUCUACCGCGCUCUAAUGCCUUAUUUUGUAGGUUCAUGACACAAAAGAAUGAUCAAACUACCAAGUGUCAUAAAACUACUGCAAAUACCCAAAACUCUUACUACGAAAGCCUUGUCAAAUAUAUGUGUGCUUAGGCGCAAAAAUGUUUAAGGAGAUGACUCAUAACGAGCUAAUUCCAUGAUCAAAUAGUGUCUUUGUAACGGCCUGAACCAAACUAGACAAUCCUAUAUAUACUCCAUAACUGUUAGCUUUUCUACUCGCCACCAGAUGCACAAGAGAUUCCCUGUGUAUAGUUACCUCAGUUUCCUUAACGUAUAUAUAUGAACUCCAAUCAAUAUAGACAGGGAAUUGUCGAAGUCGCUGGUAUUGUUUCGGGAGCUUACUAACGUACCCAUCUUGGCGUUGGCGAACUGUGAAAAUGGCCCUAAUACUAAUAAAUGGCAACUGUUGACCUCUUCUUUAGGUUUUUUUGAAUUUGUUUGUUGAGCGAUAAUCAAAUAAACAGGAGAAAAGUA